GUGGUCAUUUGUUUCAUAGAAAAUUUAGAAAAAUGGCCUCGAUCAUGAAAGACGUUUGUGGAAAUUCUCUGACCUGCUCCAGUCCCGAGGCACUUAAACUAUACAACCAAGCUCUGGGUCAUUUUGUUAGCACUCGCUCUAUAUUUCUAAAGCCACUCCAGCGGGCUAUAGAGCUUGAGAGUGGCUUUACCAUGGCUAGAUGUCUCAUGGGCACUAUCAUGUGUGAUCCAUUUGUGAGAGACAGUGCUACAAAUGCAGAGUAUUUGGAUAUCCUCAAUCAUGCAUACCCAAAUGCACUUGACAGGGAGAAGAGACAUAUUGAGGCAUUUAAAGCACAGAUAGAGGGUAACGUGCCCAAAUCAUCUGAACUUUAUGAUCAAAUCACAAUAAAGUAUCCUAGAGACCUUCAAGCUGUCAGGCUUGCAUUUGGCGAUUAUUUAACGAUUGGAGACUUUGAGAAGAUGAGGAACAUGAUGUCAAGAGCCGUCAUUCAUUGUCCUAAGGAUUUUGUCCUCUAUCCAUAUGUAUUGAGCCUGUAUGCCUUUUCUCUAGAGGAGACAAAUGAGAGGCAGUAUGCUGAGGAACUUUGCAGGGAAAGUCUUACAUUACAACCAGUUAAUCCAUGGGCGUCUCAUACUAUGGCUCAUGUGAUAGAGGAGGUUUAUAAAGCUGAGAAAGGAGUGGAUCAUUUGAUAUCAACAAGGCAGCAUUGGAGCUCUUGCUUACUCUCACAUCAUAUAACGUGGCAUUUAACACUAUUCUACUUUGACUUGAAUCAGACUGAUAAGAUAUUGAAAGAGUUUGAUCAGGUCAUGGCUCCAAACAUGAAACCUGGGAACAUGUUUCAACUGUUGGAUGCAUCAUCUCUUCUCUGGCGUCUCAAUGUGAUGGGGAUUGAUCCUGGCGAAUCUAGAUGGAAACUUGUUACUGAAGCAUUUCAGGUUCAAGUGGGAAACCCCUCUCAUUCAUGGCUUGAAACUCACCUAAUGAUGUCCCUGUGCUAUGGUAAAGUGACUGCUGAUACUGCUAGACUUGCUUUAGCAAAUCAAGUUAUACAAUCAAUGGAGGUGUAUUCAAAGGAGAGUACAUCAAGUGACUGCAGUGUUGCUGAUCUGUUAGGUGUGCCUGUAUGUAAUGCAUUAUUAGCCUAUGGACAAGAAAAAUAUGAUGAAGUUCUGUCACUGAUGCUUCCUCUGAGAUACGAUUUCAUCAAGUUUGGUGGAAGCUGGGCACAAAGACAAGUAUUUGAACUAACUAUUAUAAUGGCUGCCAUUAAAGCUAAUGAUUUGUCUCAAGCUCUUGCUCUUAUAAUUGAGCUAAAAUCUAAGAAACCAAACAGCAAGGUCCUCCAAAGACUCUACAAUAAGAUAUCGUCUAAAGUUGCUGCCAAGAAUUAACUAAACAACACAUAUUUAAAUAUUUUUGCUUUUAUUUUUUUGUUAUUAUCAACUCUCAUUGAAACCAGA
Molecule: messenger RNA, 1466 nt
Organism: Amphimedon queenslandica
Lineage: Eukaryota; Metazoa; Porifera; Demospongiae; Haplosclerida; Niphatidae
Product: tetratricopeptide repeat protein 38-like
Exons: 13
Coding region: 33-1397 (454 amino acids)
Molecular function (GO): protein binding
Source: RefSeq, a predicted model, not a curated record